Stegodyphus dumicola is the source of this 614-nucleotide messenger RNA. RefSeq lists its product as uncharacterized. Gene Ontology annotation, molecular function: protein binding. Lineage: Eukaryota; Metazoa; Arthropoda; Arachnida; Araneae; Eresidae. The record is from RefSeq and is a predicted model, not a curated record.
CUUUAGAGAAGGAACCGAGUCUAAGUUUCAUGCGAAUAGGCUCCUUGAAUCUCAGAAAAUCACGGAAAUCCACAGUUUUUGCCAGUGUUAGAGGAAGUGCAAGGAACUUUGGUUCUACAUCCGAAAUGAAGUUUGGUAACCGUGUCUCUACAAGGAAGAAAAGUCAUAAGAAUGUAGUUUUUGAAAAGAAAAAGCAGCUGGUAGUUUCUGUUGGAUGGUACAUAAUUUUCAUUAAACUGCCGCGGGUGGAAGUAAUUUCGACGAUGAAUGUAGAUAAAUUUAUGUGUAGCUUUUGUGCUAAAAGAAUGUAUAUUGCAUUAAAUCAUUUUACAUGAGAUUUGAUCAAAUAAAUAAAUAAAUAAAAUUUCUUUAAAUUAUUUAAUAAAUAAAUUUUCUAUAAAUCAUUAAUUGUAUAAUUACAGAUAUGGUAAUAAAUUGAUUGAAAUGUUAUUUAAUAUCAGGUGCUUAAGUCUUAAUUUGCUUGCAAUUGAAUAAAUUCCAUUAUUUCAAUAAACCUGGGGACUUUUCACUAGAUUUUGAUAAACCGAGAAAAUAAAAUUUUCGGCUGUUUAUGACCUUAAAAGCAUUCGCUGUAAUGUUUCGAAUAUGUUUUU